Molecule: messenger RNA, 2431 nt
Organism: Topomyia yanbarensis
Lineage: Eukaryota; Metazoa; Arthropoda; Insecta; Diptera; Culicidae
Exons: 2
Coding region: 309-2393 (694 amino acids)
Biological process (GO): regulation of transcription by RNA polymerase II
Cellular component (GO): nucleus
Source: RefSeq, a predicted model, not a curated record
GCGUCGAACCGCUCUCGCGAAUCAGUCGGUCGUUGGGAGUGCGUUGGAUCGGUUGUGUUUUGAUUUUAGUGCAAUUCGUACGAACAUAAUAUACAGGUGGUUAUUGCUCUCAGCAGGUCAGUGUGCGUGCGUGACUGCACAAGGAAAAGGAAGGAAAAAAAAGAAGCUAUAUAGACGAAGACAAGCUACAAGCAGACAGGACAUGCAACUCUCGUUGCACCAGUUCAUGAGGAACUGCAAAUUGCAAGCACCAAACUUGUUCUCUGUGCAAUUGCUAAAAUUUGUCGAAAGAUUCGUGACCUGUGAGGAUGUUACGGCGUGAUCAAACAACACCAUGCUCAUCGACGUCAUCUCCAGUGGACAGUACGGUGACGGUGCGUGACUUACGGAGUAAAAGUAUAGACGAGCUGAGAGUUGACAGGAAGGAAGCGAUGUACAUGCCGGUCGGGAUCAAUCAGAUCAAAGAAGAAGCGUCAGAUCCCGAUAUUCAGGCUGACUCAGAAGUAUCGCUCGAUGCCAACAGCACACUCGCUCAGGUGCUGGAGGAUUUUUCCAACGACGAGGCACCCCACGAGCCGGAAAUCGAAAUCAAGACACACUCGCGCUCACUGGACGAAACGUUCCGAAAGCAACAGCAUUCAGUGUCGCAGAAAGCCAUCCAGUUUCAACUAGGAAACAUUUCUUAUCACCUGGCAGAUCAGAUGUUCAAAGCUACGCCAAUCAAUCUUCUCACUAAGGACAUGCUGGAGCAAAAGAUCACGGAGAAGGAUCCGGAUCUGGUUUACCGGAAGCAUCACAAUAAUAACAGCACGUGGUCCAGGUACAUGCCGAUGUACUACAAAGGAGUCAAACAGAACUACGUUCGUUGUUUGGAGUGUGGUUGGUUGGUACUGCACAAGGCUAGCACUGGUACAGGAUCUUUGUUGAGGCAUAAAUGUAAGAUCAAACUCCCGUCAGGUGUAGAGGUGAAAAUCGAACAGCAGCCUGCCUCCAAUCGAAAUCUUCCUGCCAAAGCAUCGGCUGCGGUAGGACCAACACCAUCUCACACGGUCAAGUUUCAGACAACUCAAAUGCCUCAGAACGUAGUUGAUGACCUUGUCCGACAGCAGGCCUGUUUCCUGUACAAAGAUCUCAGCAGUGUGGAUAUGUUUGACAGUCUCAGUUUUCGAACGUUUGCUCAGAUGUUGGUUAAUAUUGGAGUUUUUUACGGUCAACAAGAUGUUGGAUUUCUUGCCGACAAGUCAAGCCUACUGGAACGAGUUAUUCCUUCUAUUUACCAGCAAGCAAGAACCCAACUAAAUCAAGCUUUGCAGGAUUGUGAUCUUAGUUAUAGUUUUAACAUGUUCCGGAAUGAGGCGGAGCAGAGGACGUAUGUCACUAUUAAUUCCUACACCAUUGCCGAAGAUUACUAUUUUCGUAAAAUCAAUGUCAAGACUGUGCCUGUCGAUGACGUGCCGUCGUUCAUUGAUGGGUUCCCAACAAUCAUCGCCGAGAUGUUGGAAAGGGAACAGACUGAACCCCUCAAGUUGGUGUAUGGAUCAGAGCUGGAAGUGCCGCGUGCUGGUGAAUUUGAGAUAAUUCCUUGCGUUGUCACAGCUCUCUGGCAAACCAUGAAAAAAAUUAUGGAUUCGUUUCAAUAUGAUAGUGAGCAGUAUGUUGAGAAAAUUUUUACACUAGAUGAUAAUGACGACGAAGAGGAUACAAUGAAAAAGAUUUUGGCUCCGUUUAAGGAACCAAUCAAAAGUCUGACUUCGGAAGGCAACGUAACAAUCAGUGAAGUAGUUCUCUGGAAAAAGAAGCUAGAGAGGUACUUCCGUGUGGAGGAAGAUGACGCCGAAAACCUGAAGACUAUUAAAGAAUCAUUCCAGUUGCAGAUUAAGCAAAGCUUCAAGCUGCACGAUUAUCAUAAAAUAGCGGUUUUUCUUGAUCCGAAGUUCAAAGGGCUUCGAUUCCUCACCGAGGAGGAACGCAACGAAACGCUCGCCAUCGUGAAGCAACAACUUCAGCGCGAUCAGGAUGGCAUCGAGCAGCUGAAGAAGAUCUACUCAUGUGGCAAAAAGGAUAACAUCGAAAUACGAAAGGAGACCAAGUUUUAUGAAUUCAUGGAUGCAUCCCUGGAGGUUGAAACGGCCGAUGUGGUCGACGACGAGAUCCGCCAGUACGUGGAUAUUAAGCUGGAGACGCCGAUAGACAUCCUGAGCUACUGGCGCAACGAAAAUGCAUUUCCCCUGCUGAAGAAACUCUGCCAGCGGGUACUGAACAUUCCGGCAGCCUGUGAUGAUAUGAAGCUGCGAUUCGGCCGAGCCGAGCAGCGGGAUUUUUUCAAGAAGCGAACCGUGCUGCGGAACGAGGAAAUCGAUAUGAUGCUCUAUCUGAACCAGAACGGUCCGUGAAUAAAAAAGACUUGAAGUGUUUUAUUUAUACAGAUAAA